Rhagoletis zephyria (snowberry fruit fly) is the source of this 2950-nucleotide messenger RNA. RefSeq lists its product as uncharacterized. NCBI's taxonomy places the organism in Eukaryota, Metazoa, Arthropoda, Insecta, Diptera, Tephritidae. The record is from RefSeq and is a predicted model, not a curated record.
AAUGAAUUAGAUGAGAAUGGCUUUCGUUUCCCCAAUGGCAAAAAUGGUGGCACUGACUGCAGUACAACGCCCUAUCAAACACCCAAUGGUUCGUCGGCGGACUACAACGAAUUCGAAGAUCACGUACUGGAGACGCGCGUACGUCGUGUCACCAAGAAGCUAGAAGCUGAUCUGCAGUUGCAGCAGCAUCGUCGCUCUUUUAGUGAAAACAUCAUUCACUUCCCCCUGCACACUACGCCUAGCGACAAGGCGCGUUGCCACCAAAUGCAGCGACAGCGCUCGUCCACACACUCUCCAACGCCACCAGCUCAAUCGCGCAUAAACGGUGGUAGUGAGCACGCAUCAGCAUUGGAAGCCAGCGUUGCUACGGUCGCAGACGAUGCCACACAAGCAACCGUAGCCGCAAAAACGCUACCGACGCCGCAAACGGCCGCACUAACGUUACGCAAAGUCGCGGAGACAAUGUGCUUGAAGGACCCGCACUACAAGCCCAUACGUUCCGAUCACAAUGGCGUCAAGAGCAACCCAUUCACAACGCUGGCACAGCUGCGUGGCGUCAAAAAGAUACUAGGUGCCAAUCCAAAAACCUAUGCCGCCGGUGUGGGGGAUUUGUUUAGUUCAUGUUUUGAGAUGUCAGCGCCGUUCUUCAAAGAGCUGGCGGCUGAGUUGGCCAAAAGCACAAACAAAACGGCGACAACAAGUGAGGUUGGUUGCGCGGUCGCAGCCCGUAUGGGUGGUGGUGGCGUUGGUGCUGGUGGUGGUCGUGGACUGCCGUCCGCACCUAACGAACCAAAGAGCUUGCCCUCAUCGCCGCAAUUGACGCGCAAAUUCAGCGUCGCUGAGUUGAAAGCGCAAGGUAAAAACGCGACAGUGGCUACAGCUACCGCAGACUCCCCAGUUGUCGAGGACGACGAUGAUUGCGACGAUUGUGCGUCCGAUGCUGAGCCCGAUGGCGAUGGCGGUGGUAAUUGCGCGGAUGCCGAAUCAAGCAGUGAUGACUCCGCUGAGCCACGUGCUAUGCAUCUUUCAACGCCAGCUGCGCGCAAGUAUCGCGCCAAUUCGCUUUUUACGCAUCCUCUAUUUUUGAGUAGUAGCGGAAACGGGAACACCACUGGAAAUGCUAAUUUGGACAAGGCUCCGGUCACCGCAGUGACAGGAACAGGGUCGGCAUCAACGACAACCAUGAGUACAGCAGCGACGGUUGUAGGGGCUGAUGGUGCGGGAAACGCAGUAUAUUCGACUUCUGAGGAUGGCUGUGAUGAGCGCAAUUCACCGAAAAUGAAAAUUCCUGCAAACAUUGCAGCAUCUAUUAUUGCGUCACCAACGCCAUCGGCCGCGCCACCAGUUGCUUCAUCCGUAGCCACGCCGGCAUCCGUUUCAUCCUGUACCGACUUUGAGUUGCACGAAAUAAAACCAAGUGAUUUGCUGCCGAUUAAAGGCACUCUUACACGGCGAGAUUCCAUCGAAAGUGGAUUUUAUUCGUGUUUCAACGAAGAAUCCGACCCGGCAAUCACCAACUCGACCACUUAUCGACAGCUAAACUGCGCUGGAGCGGGCGGAAGUGGCGCGCUGCCUUUCGCAUGUGGCAGCAACUGCUGCAUCGAACAGCUGAAAGCGCAACUGAUGCUGGAGGCGGGGUCAAACAACGAAAUCAACGACAAAUUGGCCAGUCUGUGUCGUUGUUGUUACUACGCCUGCACGGGCUCGACGGCCGGUCUACAAUCACAGCAAGUUAAUGGCGGCCAACUCUUGACAGACUCAUCAUCAAAUUCCUCCUCGGUGCUGCUAUUCGACCCAGAAAUAAACACGGUAAAUACCUCUUCCUCGGGCGCAUCUCUCUCGCACGAAGCGGCUGCUUUACGUUCCCUCGACGACCUAGAACUGCCGGAUACCGGUCGCCCGCAUCAUCGCCGCUACACCUGUCAUCAUCAUCAUCAUCUUUUAGGCGCAUCAAAUUUACACGAUCCUAAUGUCACAGCUACGGCCUCUUCGACCACCUCAAUCGACAUGGGUCUUAUGAAUCGCUUAGCGCUGGAUGCGGGCAUACAUUCGGUUUUACAACGCAACAAUUUCGCUGUCAAUCAAUUGCUCUACUGCAAGAAUCGCACCUCAUCCAUUUACACCGACAGUUCGGAUGACAUCAGCAGCUUGGCCGGCUCCGAUUCGUUGCUAUGGGACGAUCGUUCCUUCACUGCUAUACCCAGCAAGCGUUCAGAACAAAUCGCCACAAUUGUUGAGUAUUUCGAACGGAAACGACAAGUACCUGACAUGGUGCCACCCAGCCGUGGUGCCUUUCUACGCAGCGGCAGUGGUACUACUAGUGCAGGCAGCACACACACAAGCACAUCGAACAGUUCCGCAUCCACGGCAGCGGCUGCCGCAAUGGCUGCUACCACAUACGGGCUUAGCAAUUUAGGAGCGUACGAUAUGAGGCGCUACACGACAGACUUCAAGCGACAUGCGACUAUGAAUUCCGAUUAUGAAGCGUUCUGUUUCGAUUUGGAUAAGAAACCGACACAGCAGCGCUUGACCGUAUGUGAGGGUGCCNUUAAGUCGAAGCUGCAAAUAUUUGACAAACUGAAGCAACAGCAACAGCAACAGCAGCAACAGCAGCAACGUACACAACAGUUGCAAACGACAAUGACAGGGACAAGAACAACGCCAGCGUCAGCGCAAACGCAGACAAGCAGCGGAGGAGCAUCGAGUGCAGCCUCGUCAAAGUGAAGAAAGUAGGACAGGGCCAACUAGGCUGUAUUACACUAAGCAUUGACUUUGAGAGCAGCAGUAGUUGUUAUUUAUUUCUUUUUAUCAAUUUCAUUACAUAUAAUCUUCUGUUCCAAGGUUUCGCAUCUGUUAUCGCUAUCUGCACUAAUUUAAAGGCGUGAAUCGUGGAAUUUUCAAAAUAGAAAGUUGCUGCUGCGCAAAGAGCAUACAAAUUUAAAAUCAAAAA